AUGCCCUAUACACCGUCUGGGUUCUUCUGUGACCGGCUGAUCCGGGAGAGAGAGAGAAGAGACGGGGAAGGAUCCCUCAGCAAGCCCCUGCGCUUCAGCGGACAGGACUUUGCCGCACUGAAACAAGAAUGCCUCACCAAGAAGUGCCUGUUUGAGGAUGACACCUUUCCAGCCUCCGUGGAGUCUCUGGGAUACAAGGAGCUGGGACACAAAUCCAACAAGGUCAAGAACAUCGUCUGGAAGAGACCCAAGGAGAUCUGUGAGAACCCACAGUUCAUUGUGGGCGGCGCCAGCAGGACAGACAUUUGCCAAGGAGAUCUUGGUGACUGCUGGCUGCUGGCUGCUAUCGCCUGUCUGACUCUGAACGAGAAGCUUCUCUACCGGGUCGUUCCUCAGGAACAGAGCUUCUGCGAGGGGUACGGAGGCAUCUUCCACUUCCAGUUCUGGCGCUAUGGCGACUGGGUUGACGUCGUCAUUGACGACCGUAUCCCCACCUUCAACAGCCAGCUGGUGUUCACCAAGUCUGCCGAGAGAAACGAAUUCUGGAGCGCCCUGCUCGAGAAGGCCUACGCCAAGCUGCACGGUUCCUAUGAGGCCCUGAAGGGCGGUAACACCACGGAGGCCAUGGAAGACUUCACCGGGGGUGUGACAGAGUUCUAUGAGAUGAAGGAGGCGCCCAAGGAGCUGUACAAGAUCAUGAAGAAGGCCCUGGAGAGAGGCUCUAUGAUGGGCUGCUCUAUCGACUCCCUGGUUCCCGCUCGCUUUGAGACCCGUACUGUGACUGGCCUUGUGAAGGGUCACGCCUACUCUGUGACUGCCGUUGAAGAGUGUAAGCAGUCCCAGCACAAGGAGCCUAAGGUGCGUCUGGUGCGCCUCAGGAACCCCUGGGGACAGGUGGAGUGGAACGGGCCCUGGAGUGACAACUCUAAGGAGUGGGUGUCUCUGUCUAAAGGAGAGAAGGACAAGCUCCAGCAUCAGAGUGCUGAGGACGGUGAGUUCUGGAUGGCCUUUGAGGACUUCAAGAAGAACUACACCAAGAUAGAGAUCUGCAACCUGACCCCUGAUGCCCUGGAGGACGAUAAGAUCCACAAGUGGACGGUGUCUGUGAACGAGGGUCGUUGGGUCAGAGGCUGCUCCGCCGGAGGCUGUAGAAACUACCCAGAUACAUUCUGGACCAACCCUCAGUACCGCCUGCGUCUCUUGGAAGAGGAUGAUGACCCAGAGGACAACGAGGUGGCGUGUUCCUUCGUGAUCGCUCUGAUGCAGAAGAACAGACGGAAAGAGAGGAAGAUGGGAGCCAAUCUCUUCACCAUCGGUUUUGCCAUCUACGAGGUACCGAAGGAGAUGCACGGAAACAAGCAACACAUGCAGAAGGACUUCUUCCUGUUCAACUCAUCCAAGGCUCGCUGCAAGUCCUACAUCAACCUGAGGGAGGUGACCCAGCGCUUCCGUCUGAGCCCCGGGGAGUACGUGAUCAUCCCGUCUACCUACGAGCCUCACCAGGAAGGAGAGUUCAUCCUCAGAGUCUUCUCCGAAAAGAGGAACACCUCAGAGGAGAUAGAGAACAGGAUCGAGGCCGAUCAUCCAGUGCCGGCCCCAUCCAACGCGGGGGAGGAGAGUGAGGAGGACCAGCAGUUCCUGAGCAUCUUUCAGCAGAUAGCCGGGGAUGAAAUGGAAAUAACCGCCAACGAGCUGAAGAAUGUCCUCAACAGUAUCGUCGCCAAACAUAAGGACCUGAACACAGAGGGUUUUAGCCUGGAGAGCUGCAGGAGCAUGAUCUCUCUCAUGGACAUGGACGGGACUGGCAGACUCAACCUGCAGGAGUUCAGACAUCUCUGGAACAAGAUCAAACAGUGGCAGGGAAUUUUCCAACACUAUAACUCGGACCAGGCUGGUAGCAUCAACAGCUACGAGAUGAGAAAUGCUGUCAACGAUGCAGGCUUCCGUCUCAACAACCAGCUCUAUGACAUCAUCACCAUGCGCUACGCCAACGAGGGAAUGAAUAUCGACUUUGACAGUUUCAUCAGCUGUCUGGUCCGGCUGGAAGCCAUGUUCAGGGCGUUCCAAGCCUUCGACCAGGAUGGAGACGGUACGAUCAGACUUAGUGUCUUGGAGUGGCUCCAGCUGACCAUGUAUGCCUAGAUUUCCAGAAAUGUCUUCUCAGCCGGUCGGCCUCUCAGGUGACACCCACCCACCGUGAAGAACAGAGGCGAACUACCAGCAUUUACCUCAGUACCACAGUGCCAGACCGUAGCGCUAACCCAGUACCACCGUGCCAGACCGUAGCGCUAACCCAGUACCACAGUGCCAGACCGUAGCGCUAACCCAGUACCACAGUGCCAGACCGUAGCGCUAACCCAGUACCACAGUGCCAGUACCACAUCCACCACCUUCUUCCUGUUCACCUCACGUCAACCCUCAGUUCUCACAAUAGACUGCUACUCUUACCAGUCCAUCACAUCCUUCUCCAUCUCUCACUCUAACCUUCUCCAUCUCUCUCUCUCUCUCUUCCUCUAACCUUCUCUCUCUCUCUCUCCCUCUAACCUCUCUCUCUCUCUCCCUCUCCCUCUAACCUUCUCCAUCUCUCUCUCCCUCUAACCUUCUCCAUCUCUCUCUCCCUCUAACCUUCUCCAUCUCUCUCUCCCUCUAACCUUCUCCAUCUCUCUCUCCCUCUAACCUUCUCCAUCUCUCUCCCUCUAACCUUCUCCAUCUCUCUCUCCCUCUAACCUACUCCUUCUCCAUCUCUCUCUCCCUCUAACCUUAUCCAUCUCUCUCUCCCUCUAACCUUCUCCAUCUCUCUCUCCCUCUAAUCUACUCUUUCUCCAUCUCUUUCUCCCUCUAACCUUCUCCAUCUCCAUCUCUCUCUCCCUCUAACCUUCUCAUCUCUCUCUCCUUCUAACCUUCUCCAUCUCUCUCUCCUUCUCCAUCUCUCUCUCUCCCUCUAACCUUCUCCGUCUCUCUCUCCCUCUAACCUACUCCUUCUCCAUCUCUCUCUCCCUCUAACCUACUCUUUCCCCAUCUCUCCCUCUAACCUUCUCCAUCUCUCUCUCCUUCUCCAUCUCUCUCUCCCUCUAACCUACUCCUUCCCCAUCUCUCCCUCUAACCUUCUCCAUCUCUCUCUCCCUCUAACCUACUCCAUCUCUCUCUCCCUCUAACCUACUCCAUCUCUCUCUCCCUCUAACCUUCUCCAUCUCUCUCUCCCUCUAACCUUCUCCAUCUCUCUCUCCCUCUAACCUACUCCUUCCCCAUCUCUCCCUCUAACCUUCUCCAUCUCUCUCUCCCUCUAACCUUCUCCAUCUCUCUCUCCCUCCAACCUUCUCCAUCUCUCUCUCUAGGUCUCAGGUUUCUCUCAUUUCCUCUCCUAACCAUGUUCAUUUCCCAGUAUUGCUGAGACGUCAGUCUCUUCUGAAUCGGCAGUUGUUGUUUUUUAAU
Molecule: messenger RNA, 3432 nt
Organism: Salvelinus fontinalis (brook trout)
Lineage: Eukaryota; Metazoa; Chordata; Actinopteri; Salmoniformes; Salmonidae
Product: calpain-3-like
Exons: 21
Coding region: 1-2142 (713 amino acids)
Biological process (GO): negative regulation of apoptotic process; proteolysis
Cellular component (GO): cytoplasm
Molecular function (GO): calcium-dependent cysteine-type endopeptidase activity; calcium ion binding
Source: RefSeq, a predicted model, not a curated record